This is a messenger RNA of Bufo gargarizans (Asiatic toad), 2808 nucleotides long. It is a transcript of the gene CCDC27, whose product is annotated as coiled-coil domain containing 27. Bases 160 to 1800 code for a protein of 546 amino acids. NCBI's taxonomy places the organism in Eukaryota, Metazoa, Chordata, Amphibia, Anura, Bufonidae. The record is from RefSeq and is a predicted model, not a curated record. The transcript is spliced from 12 exons.
GACAAGGCAGCAGCACGUGGUCACUACUCUGCACGCACCAGAUCUGCCCAGGCUGCCGGCUCUGUCACUGUGUCCACUAGGCCAGUCCUCACCAGCUAUAGAUGCCUUCUGUCUCCAGGAUGAGAAUGGUCUGAACUGGCCACAGACCUGAAAGUGGAGAUGAAAGAAAAUCCUGGGAUGAGGAUGCAAAAUUGCCAUGAGCUGCAGUGGACAGGAACCCGCAGACCACAAACAGCCGUAUGGAAGAUCCAGAAAUCAGAUGUACGCAGGGACAACUACAGUAAAUCAGCGCAAGGACACAUCUACGACAUUCAAUCUCCUACAUUUUCAGUGAGUCCAGAAUCUUCAUUUGGAAGCUACAAUUCCUCUCAAGUCAUUGACUUGCACACAUCUAGAGCUUCACAUGGAUCCUGUAAACUUAGCAACUCUGCUUUAUCCACAGACAGAAAACUUCCUCACAUCCAUAACUGUACUGAGCUCUCCAAGACUAGCACAUCCUUAGAAGGCUACUCGGUGAAUCUACAGUACAACGGGAAUCCAACCAAUCAAACCUACCUGACAUCUGUAGAGAUUAAGACUCCGUGGUACAUAAGUGUUCUCAAUGAGAAGGAACGUUGCCUUCUUAAACUGGGAGAAGAGAUAAACCGGCUUUUAAGAUAUGAAGUACAAUGCAAGAGAAAAGAUCAGGUCAUCUCCAAUCUGAAGAAUGAAGUAUUACAGCUUCAGAGUGAUGUCCAUAGAUCGGUCUACCCACAGACUGGGAGAGAAGAGGACAAGUCAUCUAUAGACCAUCUUGACCAACUAAAUUUGCACACAGAGAAAGAAUGUCUCCCUUUUAAAGAGUACCCCACGGAUGUAACAGAAGGAAAAUCACAAUCAGUAUCAAGCCAUAAGGAUUUAUCUAUGAGUUCGGAGGGAAAGGCAUCUGCUGUAUCCUUGGCAGAAAGCUUGCCUGAAAACCAGAGAAAAAGCCAAAGCAUACUAAUGGAAACAGAGAUUUUAAUUGAUGACAUCACAUCAAAAGAAGAUGAAGAAGAAUCUAAUUUGCCCAUGGAUCAACCUGAAGACAACAGUCAGCUUAUCCAGAAACUAAAGGAAGACAUGGAGAUCAUAAGGAAGGACUAUGAGAUGUCAAAAGGAGUCAUUUCCUCCCUGCAGAAGACGGUUUCAUCUCACGAGUCCAAACUGAGGAAAUCGGCCUCUGAAAAAGAAGCUUUACAGACAGAACUGAGGGAGAGAGAGAUUCAGAUACAAGCCAUGUCCAAGAAGUUUUCAAGUUUGCGAGAAGAAAGAAAACAUGAAGAGAUGAUGGCUUCCUUGGAACAGGAGAACUGCAGUCUUAGAGAGAUGAUAUGUGAACUCAAAUCCGAGGUGAUGAGGAGGAACGAAAUGAUUGCCGAAUUAAAGAGUGAAGUUCAAAGACUGCAGAAAGAGAUAAGCAAAUAUCAGACAGAAGUGAAGAAGCAAGAGGGGGAGACAAGUCAGAUCAAGAGCAAGGCAGAGGACUUGGCUUCUUCUGAGCAACAUGUCAAGGUGGCUUUGGAGACGUUGCACACCAAGUAUGAACGACUGCGCAAUAAGAUAAUCCAGGCUGCAUACAUGGCCCCCGGAUUCAAGGGUCCACAGGUUGUAAUCUCAGAUAAUGAAAUCCUGGAAACCAUGCAGAAAAUAAUUGCAGACCGGUCGGAUUUUCAUCAGCAACUAAAACAGAAAGGAGCGAAGGUCUCUCCACUUUACAUAUCAGAAACAUCUUCUGCCACCAAGCAGACAUCAUCUCCUUCUAGAAAGAAAGCUACAUGAGAGUGACGCCGUCUUAAGACUAUGGUCAUGUAAGGCACACAAGCCACUUUAAGAGCCCCUAAUAAAGUCAUAAUGGGGCUGAGACUUGUAAAUGGACCUGUACAAUAUGAUUUAUACUAGGCUUAGACCGGGUGGUCCACAGAGCUGGGCCCCAGAGGAAAAAAAAAAUUGUUUAGGUUGGUCUAGUCCUGUGAUGGCGAACCUCUGGCACUCCAGCUGUGGGAAAACUACAACUCCCAAAAUGCACACUUUCUUGGCUGUUCUCAGAACUCCAUAGAAUCGAAUGGAGCAUGCUGUGAGUCAUAGUUUCACCACAGCUGGAGUGCCUCCUGUUGCCAUUUCUCACCACUUUCCCAUCCGUUGCAGGGCAGAAGGGUGGCAUUACCCUGCCGUCCUUCCUCUCAAGAUGCUAUGAUUGUAAAUAUGGCAAGCCCUGUUUAGGCCAACACAGCCCAUAAGGUAGAUACUUUUUGGGGCACAUUUAUUAAUACUGGCGUUUUAGACGCCGGUCUUAAUAAACCACUAAGCUGGCGGUGGAUCAACCAAAGUUAUGAAGAGGGGUAGAAAAUGGUAAAUGAAACAGGCUUUCCAGUCCGACCCCUUCCCUGCCCGGACCACGCCCACUUUUUUAGACCUGGCGUGAGGGGGAGAAGUCACAGAAUGUGGCGCAACUAUUUGUAUAUAGGCGUAUUUCUGCUUAAUAAAUGACUCCCUUUUUAGAUUGCUUUGUUUUUAAUAAGCUUACUCCGUUUAAACAUUCUUACUCCUUUUUGAAUGAGUGGACUGUCCAUAAGGACACAUAUUAGGAUGAUCAGGUAUGUCUAAUUUAUUAACGGUAAAAUGCAGAAUGAUAUAUGAAUCAUUUUACUGGGCCUUUAAGUUUUUAAGAUUUUUGGUGCAAGUGUGAAGCAAUUUAUCUAUGUUUUUUAUUGUCCAUGUUUUGUAUUGUUUCAUAUUUACUUCCCUCAUCAUUUGUACAAUGCCAAUGCUUAAUAAAAGGUUAAUUAU